Messenger RNA from Eutrema salsugineum, 1287 nucleotides. RefSeq lists its product as uncharacterized. Lineage: Eukaryota; Viridiplantae; Streptophyta; Magnoliopsida; Brassicales; Brassicaceae. The record is from RefSeq and is a predicted model, not a curated record. The transcript is spliced from 7 exons. The coding region runs from base 1 to 1287 and encodes 428 amino acids.
AUGGUCCGUGAGCGUUAUGGACAAAAGAUCAAGGGACAGAGAGCAUGUGAUCUUCGCCGCCUACUACGACAAGAGUACAGCCUCCAUGUCAGCUAUUGGAAGGCUUGGAGAGCGCGGGAAAUUGCUAUUGACGAUGCUUUGGGAGGGGCUGCAGCAAGCUUUGCGCUGGUCACGCCUUACUUUGAGAAAAUGCUCACAAGGAACCCUAACUCAGUAGUUGCUCUGGAGACUGAGACUUCGCAAACUGGAGUCGUCCGUUUCAAAUAUCUAUUCUAUUCUUUGGAUGCUUGUGCUCAGGGAUAUCGUUACAUGAGAAAGGUAAUUGUGAUAGAUGCUACACACUUGAGUGGACGGUAUGGCGGUUGCCUCAUGGCCGCUAGUGCCCAAGAUGGUAAUUUCCAAGUCUUUCCGAUAGGGUUUGGAAUCGUCAACAUUGAAAAUGAUGAGUCAUGGGAAUGGUUCCUGAGGAAGCUAAGCACCAUUGUUCUAGACGAGCAUGACUUAGUUUUUGUCUCAGACCGCCAUCCUUCAAUCUAUGCUAGUAUUCGUAAGGUGUAUCCCAUGUCUUCCCACGGUGCGUGCAUUGUCCAUUUACAAAGGAAUGUCGUGACACAUUUCAAAUCGGACCACCUCAGCCACCUUACCUCUGUAGUUGGGCGAGCUUAUCGUUUUAGCGACUUUGAGAAAGCAUUUAUGGAGAUAAAGGCGAUUGAUGAAUCGUUGAACAAAGUGAUGACCAUGGUGAGGGAAUACCCUAUAAUUUCUAUUUUGGAAACCAUUAGGACGACACUGGUGUCCUGGUUUGCACUUAGAAGGGAGUCUGCAAACACUGAGACCGACGUGGUAAACCCAAAGAUACAAGAGAUGCUUAUUGAAAGUUUCCACAAGUCCUCAGGAUACUUUGUCAUGAAAAUAGGAAAUGGCCUAUAUGAGGUGUGGGACGAGGUUGAAACUGCUUUCGCUGUGAAUCUUUCGGAACGAACUUGCACUGCAGCCAUCCGUGAAGGCAUCCAGGUAGAUAGUUUAGUCGACAUACACUACUCCAAUGAAUACCGAAAGCUGGCAUACAAAGGACUUAUUAUGCCGGUGCCUGAUAUGGACCACCUCGCACCAAACCCCGAUGAUGUAGGAGGUGGGAAGCUUGCACCACCAUCGGUUCGUCGUCCCCCAGGCCGACCACGGAAACAGAACUCGAGGGGAAUUCAAGCGUGUGUCAAGAAGGAAGUGCACAAGGUGCAGGGGACGUGGGCACAACCGUUCUACCUGCAAAGCUCCAUUGCCGGGUGA